ACGAAACGUAUUAAUAUCUCUGAUUGUUCACACGAAAAAGUGACUGAGUAUUUUUGACGAGGAAGACAGACUUUUUUUGUUUAGUUGGACUGUAUACAUGUACGCGUGACGACCGAUAUCCUUCAUCUAUCCUUCUCAACUGUUUUGUGUUAUUCAUCGUCGUUCUUUAUUUACUUCUAAUGCGUUGUUUUACAAUAAGUAAGCGUAGACACGCAUGUGGAUAAAGUUCACUAUAAAUAUGUAGAGAUUCAAAAUUGCGCAGGUGUUAUCUGUGUGUAUUAAGUCAGAGCAAGUUGAAGGAGUGAAGGUACUACGUGAUACGUAAAAGAAACGUUUACACGACAUUCGUAAAGGUGUAUAGGUAAAUUGCUGUCGAGGAGGACUGAGUUUCGAACAAAGUCGAACAGUUCCGAAAAUGGCGGCCAAGAGUGGAGGUAACGACGAAUGGUCAUCAAUAAUGAAACCAAUAUUAGCGGUUUCGCAGGGAUCGUUUGACAAGACUGAGAUAAUCGAAUUGGCAAAGAGUAUUGUGAAAAGUGAAAAUAAAUUUGUCUCCCACGAGGAACAAUACGAAACAUUUUAUACGGCCGUAGCAGCCCUUUCGGCGGAUUACCUGAGCGGUUGCGCUAGUACCUUUUCUAAAAAUCAAGUAUCGAUAGUUUGUCAAGCGUGCAGAGUCUUACUGCGUCGUCUCGUAGAAAAAUUGUCUCAGCAUAGAGUACAACUGGGCGAUGGCACUCCUACUGUAUUCAGUACAAAACAAUUGUUGCUUCCAAUUCGUGCUCUUUGCAUUGGACAAUCUUUCCUUUCAUCUGCUGAAGAAGUAGCUUUAAUAGCUACUAUAAAAAAUUCUAAAAUACCUUCUUAUAUUAAAUUACCACCAUCCGGAAAUGAAAAAGAUGCUUCCCAGUCCUCUAAAGAUUCUGUACGAAUUCGGGGGGAUUUAUCCAGUGGUAUUCUAGAACAAUUGACUAUGCCCCUACAAGACUUUACAUUAUCUAUGCCUCUCAUUGUUGACAACUCUAACGACGGAUCCAGUAAAACUACAAACGACGGCACUAGUAAUGAAGUUUGCUUCGACACAAAGACUACGUUUGUUGCAAAUAAUAUAAAUAUCCUUAGAAAUAUGGGUGCCGGUGACACCCUCUUGGAUAUGUGUUUGAACCUAUCUUAUUUAUCGCGAUAUACUCGCAAAUAUCACGCAUAUUUGAACAAGAAGGGUUUCAGUUUACCAGGAAAUGCUUCGGAAGCACACACUGUACGUCAUAGUCUGCAUUCUGUGGCAAGCGAUAUUAACGUUGUGCACAAUGUAAUGUCCUUACCUUUAUUGGAACCCUUAACGCCGACAAAAUUGGAAAAGUUGUCCGCAUUGACCAUGUCUUGCCUGUAUUGUUCGAUCGUGUAUGCAACCGCGUCCAGUAUCGUUGGUAUAACGAAUGCCGUGUCGCCGAAAUGUAGUACAAAUGCUUCUGCCGGAACUCAAACCAGUCAGAGCGUCAAAAAUACAGAAGAGGAAUACGAUGCCUUAGCUAUUACAGUCGUCGAGAGGAGUUUGGAAAUAUUUGGACUAGUUUCGAACGUGAUUAAAAACAGCACGCGAGCAGGCGGUCAUAUUUUGCAAAAUCAUUUGCUCAUUGGAGUAUGGCUGUUAGUAGCUGGCUUGCAAGCUCAACUCUCGGUGAGCAGUGUCAGCGCGGCGGAUAAAGGAAAAGAAGAAAAAGGAAAAUCGCCGAGCAAAGCACGCGAUGGAACGGCUCGUGUCAAUCUCAUGAAAGUCCAGCAAGGUUUCGGUGUAUUGUCUGUAGCCUUAGCUUCUCACGCCCUCACGUUAAUGAGUGCUCUUUUAGAAGAUGUAUCGGUCGAAGCAGUUACCGAUUAUACAGUUCCUCCUGAUCCGGCACCUUUAGAUAUAUUGGCCACUGCUAGUGCGCUUCAGAGAGCUGUGACUUUCCUCCAAGCUGUACCGCUUAAUCAUCUCUUGUUUUACUUGGCUACGAUCAGUUAUAGAAAGGCCUGUACCUUGAAAAGAGUGCAAAAACAUCCUUUUGAGGGUGAUGCUUUAAGUCAAUCUGAUUCCACGACGUAUUACGAAGAUCUGCUGAGCUGUUCGGAUAACUCUAUCGACGAAGAAAAAACUGUUCUGUCGAUAGAGGAGGACAGCGAACCUAUAUUGGGUUUAUGGUUCGAAGAAACUAUCGCUCCGUCUGAUGGGUCACCCGCAAACGGUGCAAAAGAACCUAGCAACGAAACCAGCGUCGAACGUACAAUGACCACUAUCGUUCCUGAUAAUCGCGAACCUCACGGCUACAUUUCGUUGGCCACUAAAAUUUUUCAAUUUAUGAAUCAACAUUUAAUCGGCAGCAGAAGUUCGUACGUGCGUGAAUACGUGGUAAAUGGCCUGGUCGAACAACAAAUGGUCAUAUUAGCAGCGAUAAUCAGAGAUUUAGAUCACGAGACAGCUAGAACGGAAACCGGUACCAUCUCGGUAUUCUACGGUGCUACGUUGGGCACAAUGUAUUCCGAGUUCUCUCAAGCCUUGAGUCGUUACACUCACAAUUUACUGGCUCGAAAUACAUUGAGCGAAAGUUUACAAAACACGCUUCUUCAUCACUUAGGAGUAAAUCCUUGGUCCGGUACCGAAGGCACAACCCCUUGCACGUGGCCGCUCCAGGUGUACCCGAGGACCUUGAGCGUGUUAGCGCAAGUACUUUUAUUGAAACCUCAAUCGGAAAAAGAAGCCGCUUGCAUAAGUAUAUGGCAUCGUUUAGUAACGACUAUGGUAGAAAAUGUAUGCAAUCCACCUUCCACGUUCGAAGCGGAAAAUGAAGACUUAAACGUGGAACACGCUCAAUUAGUUUUGAUACUAUUCCACUCUCUGAAUUUGAUGCAAAAGAAAUCGGUACUGCUUGUGACCGGUAGCGGUGCGGUACGUUGUAGCGAAGCAGUCAAAACUCCAAUGAAGGAUUCCCAGUUACUGCACUUAUCGCGUUUGUUAUUAUUGCUCGAAUAUAUGAUGAAACACCUAUAUGACGCGCCUCCUGCGUUACUCGAACAAGUUCAAUGGAAUCUAUUUUCGGCUACCAGUUUGGUUUGCGACGCGAAAGACGGCAACAAACAAACUGCUCGUGUUUUUACACCGUGGACGGACAUCGAGGACAACUAUCGUAAAUUCGGCACGCAAGACGAGUUUUCAAUGAAGCCCAGAUUCUACAAUCUUUCUACCACGGAUUUCAAUAAUCAAGAUACUCGAAAGUUGGAUGGAUUGGCAUGCAAUUUCAUUCUGGGCGCGCCGGAUAAGAUGAAAUACCCGCUGUUGGUCGACGCGUUAAUAGACAUUUUGAACGUGUUGAAUCAAACGGAUAUGCAGAAGAAAGUGGGGACCGACGGCAAAGACAAAACGCCCACAUUUACAGGCCUGUGCGCUAUUCGAUACUGCUUUUCCAUAUGUUGGCGACUAUUGUUAAUGUUACCGCCCUCUACACCUUAUAUGGAUAAAUUGGCUCUCGGUGAAGAAAUCCCUGCUGGGCCGAUGCUACUUCAUUCCCUGAUUUGGGGGCCCAGAGCCGCGUACAAAACUUUCACCAGCUGGAUGAAGGACUGCUUGGUCAGGCAGGGAAUGUAUACCCAAUACGCGGAGAAUCUUCUGAAAACGGUAUCGUCCACCGUCAAUUCCGUCAAGUACGACGUUACAGUUGCCAAAAAUUGUAUUACUGCCUUAAAACCGGACAUGAGUUUCAGCGACAAAGUAAUGCCAAAAAGUGCUUUGCCAAAGCUCAGUUCUUUGUGCAUUUUGGCUGCGGUUGUUGGAAAGUUACAAGUCCUUUUCGACGAAAGUAUAUCGAAGAGUCAGAACGAGAAUAUUGAAAAUUCGAAGAGCUCGCAGAGUUCGGAAUCCGGUGGCACGAAUGCGACCAAAAUGAUCGUCAGUAUUCUUCCUCGUGUUCUCUCGCUGACCGAGUCCAUUUUAGCCUCGUGUCGAUCGAGUAUACUUCACGAAAUGCUCGAAUCCUUCGAACAAGAUACCAAAUACGGUGUACGAGAUUUCUCGAUACUCGAGGACGUUGUUGCUAUGGCAGGCGCGAAUUGGGCGACCGAAGCAUCUCUGAUCACAUUUUUACCAAACUCCGUAAAGUCGAUCCUCGAUAAAUGGAAAUCCAUCGGUGUUGCUCAUAUUCCUUGGAACACAUAUGCGAACGACAUCAUACCAGCGGAAAGUUACAUUUUGGCAACUGUGAACCAUCACGUGAGUUCGCUGUCCGAAUAUCCGACGUUCUCCAUUAAUCCAUCCUUGAAGAAUUUACUGCACAGCUUGGUCGCUUUUAUGGUGGAGUAUGUCACUCCAGCCACAGCGCCGGAAAAUUCGGACGUGCGUUCGCAAGCAUUGGACAUUCUCGUCGCAUUGUCUAUGGAUGCUCGCACGGACUAUCUUCGAGAUAUGGCGAGCAAAACCUUGACAAAACUGCUGGGAGACAACGACAAUGAAACGCUACAACUGCGAGAACAUCUCUAUAUUUUACGUCACACGUACAAUUUGAUAAUCGAGUAUACGAACGAUGUCCAAGAUCCUGUGAACAUAACCGUGGAUGAGAAGAUCUUAAAACGGUCUAUCAAAUACUGGGAACAACUACUGGACAAGCCAGUCGGAUGCAAGGCCUUGGACUUAUUUUUCGCGCCAAAUACCGACAGAUCUCUUGUUUCCAUUUUAUUGUGCGUAACGUCCCCGCAAACAUCUCGCCAAUUUUCCACUCACGUUUUACGCUUUUUCAACAUGCUAUUUGAAACAGCGGAAAAAGGAAGCGAUGCGUCGCUGGAACGUCUUUGCGGAUCUGUAACGAAUCUGACGCACGUGGAAACGGAAAAAUUACAAACCUGGUUGAAACAAGUCAUUUUAGGAGCAACGAGUAUUUCACCGAGCGCAUCAUCUACAAACGUGCAAACACCCACGAUAGUAACAGCGAAUGCGUUGGUUGCCGUUGCUGGUACGACUGAAGAUACGCAGAAAUUGGACGACGUUAAUAAUGCACCAAACAAUGAACAAGUUCAAUGGGCAAUUUUGUUGUCGGACGGUUCCGUAAGUAACAACCAGUCUGCAAGUAUCACCGACGAUCAACAGCAGCAGCAACAGCAACAGCAGCAGCAGCAACUUCAACAACAACAUUCGAUGCACGAAAAUAGUCGACUUUUGCGAGCUCUCACGAAUUAUAUAGUUAAAGAAAAAAGCGGUGUGGACGAAGGUGUACCAGUUACGAUUUUACAAGCCCUCAUACCAUUAGCUUAUCACAUUCUCUCUCCCGCGAUCGAGGGUAACGGUUUCCCUGAAUUGAUGAACGUUAUGUCCACUUUGGCCGACGCCGGUUCCGAGAAAGGACACACUUUGCUAUUCAAAGCCGCGAUCGAAUGGAUCGAGCUAUGCAAGGAACAAUUGACGAGCAAAUAUCUUCAGAAUUUGGACAAACCGUUGGCAUUCGUCGAAGCUGGUUGCUGCAUAUUGAACUACAUAGCGGAUGUAAUAAGCGCGGUGUGUCCUCGAUCCAUCCAUUCUCAAGAUCGAGCGACUAGUCCCCCUUGGGAAGGUACUACACCGAUCAACGACGUAAACGAUAGCGAUUGGGUCGAUGAAAUUCCGCACGAAGACGAAGACAGCGCCGCUGAGGACUCCGACGAGGACAAUCUUUGCAAUAAACUUUGCACCUUCCUCGUUACUCACAAGGAGUUCAUGAAUCAACAUUGGUAUCACUGUCACACCUGCCAUAUGGUGGACGGUGUCGGUGUUUGUACGGUGUGUGCUCGCGUAUGUCAUCGCGAGCACGACGUCACUUACGCGAAAUACGGAAACUUCUUUUGCGACUGCGGUGCCAAAGAAGAUGGAUCUUGUCAAGCCUUGAUCAAACGCAGCCUCCAAGCAUCGGAACACCAGAAUAAUGUCGGUGGUGUCACCGGGACUGGAAGCACGAGCGCGUCGGCCAGCGGUUCGACCGGUGGCAUCGGUUCAAGCUAUAGCAACGCACACGGAACAUCUCUUGAGAACCGAGAUCUGCUGCUCGCGAGCAGCUUGCGUCGACGAACUUCCAGCCCCUUGUACUUUUACGACAAACAGGAGAGACAAGGACGCGAGAAACAGAGACACACGCAUUUGGCGAAACAACUGGAGGGAUCGAAAGACUGGAUACACAGUUAUCUUUGGAAAAGUGGUUUGGUAUCGUCGUUGGUGGAUCUAACGCGUCCGCUGGUACCCGCCGUGGACGCAUCUUGCAGAAAGAAUUCGGCAGUCGGUUGUCACGCGCGUGCGCAAGCCGCGCUUAAACGAUUACACACGAUCGAUAAGAAAUUCGAGUAUACCGAUCAACUGAUGCUUCCUACAUUGGGCUCGCAAGAGGGUGCGUUCGAAAAUGUACGAAUGAAUUAUUCGGGAGAUCAGGGACAAACCAUCAGACAGUUAUUAUCCGCUCACAUGAUUCACCGUGUUGCGAUGUGUUGCCUGUCAUCGCCGCACGGCAAAAGACAACACCUGGCGGUCUCGCACGAGAAAGGAAAAAUAACGGUGCUGCAAUUAAGCGCGUUGCUAAAACAGGCCGAUUCGUCCAAACGAAAAUUGACUUUAACAAGACUCGCUUCUGCACCGGUACCAUUUGUCGUGCUAUCGGUAACCGGUAACCAUUGGAACGAAGACUUCCUGGCAGUCUGUGGUUUCAAAGAUUGCCACGUGUUAACUUUCAAUACCUCGGGAACAGUAUCCGAUCAUUUGGUGUUGUACCCUCAGCUGGAAAGCGGUAAUUUCAUCAUAAAAGCAAUAUGGCUGCCUGGAUCUCAAACUCGUUUGGCAUUGGUCACCGCAGACUUUGUGAAAAUCUAUGACCUUGGGAAAGACCCGCUUUUCCCUCAAUAUUAUUUCCUCCUGCCGAUCGGGAAGAUCAGGGACUGUACGUUCAUGUGCGCGGAGGAUGGUAAUUUUUAUCUACUGAUUAUGUCCUCGUCCGGGUAUAUUUACGGCCAAAGGAUGGACGAGGAAAGUUUGGCGGUACACGGAUCUUUCUACGUGACCAAUACUCUGAAAGUGUAUCACCCGGAAAUAAAGGAUAACGGCCAGGUUGGCGGCGACGGUGUGUCGAUUUAUUAUUCGCACGUUUUGCAAUUGCUCUUCUUCAGUUACGCGUGCGGUAAAAGUUUCAUCGCGCCUCUGAAGAACAUGGAUCUCGAUGUGACGGUCGUGUUUCAAAUCAACCUCGCCGGCAAUAAAAGUUUCAACGGAAACAAAUCUAACAACAAUCAACCGCAACCGCUGUGUCAAUGGAGCGAAGUACCGAAUCAUCCUGGACUGAUCUGCUCGGUAUUACAGACAAGCAAUAACCCUGUGAUAUUGAUGAUCAAGCCUGAUACGAUAAUGAUUCAGGAAAUUAAAGUUAUUCCCGCCAAGGCUAAAAUAAUGGAUAUGGUCGCGAUAAGGCAUCCAAGCUCGAACGCCGAGCACCGGACUACCUUGAUACUGUUGUGCGAGGACGGAAGUCUGAGAAUUUAUAUGGCGGGGAUGGAGCAAACCGAAUACUGGAUGUCACCCACGGUUCAACCAAUAGGCACGAUGGCCGUGGUCAAACCCACGCGAAAGAAGAAAGCAACGAAAACUGGAAAACCGUCCGGUUCCGUUGUAUUCCCUAUCGACUUUUUCGAGCAUUGUCAAGUGAUGAACGAUGUUGAAUUCGGUGGCAAUGAUUUGCUACAAAUUUACAAUGUCGCGCAAAUCAAACAUAGGCUGAACACCCCUGGAAUGUACGUUGUUUCCAUAAAAGCAAUGGGAUUCAACGUCGAAGUUACCAACAAUGACCCUGUUCUUGUUAUAACGGGUAUCAGAGUAUUGCUCGGAAGUCAGGAUGUUAAAAGAGCUCCGGUUAACCUCAAGGUAUUCGGCAGAACUAUUUAUACAACGGUCUUGAACAAAAGUCGCUGGUUUGAUGUUCCCUUGACUCGAGAAGAGAGUCUUCAAGCUGACAAGAAGUUAACUAUCAUUUUCGGGCCCUCCCAAGAUCACGAGGGUAUCGUUAUGGUGGAUUCUAUUAAGAUAUACGGUAAAACGAAAGAUGCCUUUGGUUGGCCCGAAGAAAUAGAAGAUACACCAGUGACUGGUCAAUCGACAUCUGCACCAGUAACAACGAUAAAUAGCGAUACAGACAAUGCUCUCGCUACGCCUGCUCCACUGUCCUCUGUCGAUAGCUCCACGAAGGACAAUUCCCUUAAUAUCGAAAGAAUGAUCGCAGGCAUCCUGGAAGUUCUAGAAUUGUCGUUCAGUGUAUCGUCGAACGAUGAAAAUAAACAGCCGUUGAAAAGCACGGCUAUCGAAAAGGCAUCGAGAUUACUGAUACUACCGACUCCGCCAUCGGUACAGAUGCAUACAACUGCGCUCCUGGCAUCUCUGCAUCAAUCCAAACAGGGAUAUCAUCUUCACAAUGACCACGUACUGUUAUCACACGUACUGUCGUCUUUAAAAUCGAUGAGAGAGAUAACCGAUCCACGAGAUAUAGACGCGGAAAACUUUUACAGACUGGUGCUUAUCGUUCGAAGCAUUUCCGUUUCGCGACCGCAAAAUCUUGCCAACUUUACCGAACAGUACACGAAUAAACUGAUAGAUGAGGCCGAUGUACCAAUUUUGGAAAAAGAUCGACUAAAUGCUGCUAAUCAGACGCGUGAAAAUGCGGACGAAAGUCACCAACAGCAUCUGGUCAUGCAACUUAUGGAAGUGUUGUGGUCCUUGCAUAUGGCUUAUCCGAAAAACAUGGCUCUUGCGCCGGUAGUUGUUCCGGGUCUAACCCAUGCCGAGGGAACGAUUCACGCAAUGGUGGAAAUAAUUCACGCAUUCGCAACCUGCGACGUUGAGAAGAACGUUCCUUUAGCCGCGAAACUGUACCUUCAAAUGCUGCUUUCGUCGGACACGACGAUCAGUUUCGGCGCUAAACAGGCAAUAAUUCGUGUGCUCAGGCCAAGGUGUAAAAGAAGGAGGGUUUAUAUACCGAGUCCCCCUAACUGUAGCACUCCAGGUGCAAUCGUGGACUCGGAAGAAAAGUCAACAUCGUCGGAGCAACUGCAUCGGGAUAUCACAACGGCGGCAACAUCGGCCACAUCGACGAUAGAUCAAGAGAUGGAACGAAUACCUGACAUCGAACCAAUCAGGCUGGAGAUCGAUUCACUGGAUGUUAUGCUCGCGACAAACAGCAAUCAAGGUUCCAGCAGUGGUUCAAUGACCGGUGCAGCAACGUCGUCCAUCGCUACGACCAGCAGCAAUUGUACCGGUGGCUCCAGUUCCGUCACCGAUAGCAGCAGCGGACCAUCGACAAGAGGAACAGUAAACUCGUUGGAAACAUUACUAGGUGCUGGAAAUUUCCCGCAAAUACUGGACGUACCGCCUGAUACCGAUGACGAGGCAAUGGUGGAACUAGCGAUCGCGCUGAGUUUGGAAGAUCACGAGGGAGGGGGUGGCGCUGAAUUGCAAGCACUGCGGCAAGGAUUCCAACAAAGCUUGUCGAACUUGCAAGGACUGGAGAGCCUUCAGAAUUUGACUGGACCGGCGUUACAGAGCUUGCAAGCGUUAGCGGCCCAAGGAUUGGUUCAAGUUCAGCGAACCAAUCAGGGUCAGGAAGGCGGGGGACAUUAUUCGGAUACGACUGCAUCCGCCGGUGGGUCGGACGACGAGGGAUCGACUGCUGCUACCGACGGGAGCACGCUGAGGACGUCCCCGGCGGAACAAGGUCGUAGUGGUGGUAGCAAGGGUAGCGAGAGCAGUGGAAGCGAGAGCGGAGGAAGUGCCGUAGACAGCAUGAUGGGGGAACAUAAUGUAUCGGGAAGGAGCUCCGUGUACGGAGACAACGUUCCCGAUUCUGUACCUCCGAUCGGAGGAAAUGGAGUCAGUCAAGUGCCACGUUCGGAAACUAAUUCCGUGGGUCUUCACGCGACUUUAACCGUCGCCGAACAAGAAGAGAACACGGAACAGGAACGCGCUGCUGAGCAAGAGAAUGAUACGACGAGCUGCGAAGUCACCGCGAAACUACACACCGUGCGACUGUUACUGCUCGACAAGCUCAUGCAGUUUGUGCCAAAUCUGAUGAACGUACCCGGAGUUUUGGCCGUUCCACUGUUGCAGGUUCUGUUAAUGUUAACGUCAGACUUGGACGGGCAAGAGGAGAAAGACAGAGCUUGCGUCGAACGAUUGCUUCAAAUAUUGGUGAAAGAAUUGGAAAUAGAUAAACCAGACACGACUAAUAUAUGUCAACGUACUAACAAGAGAGAGGUUCAUUUGGUCAUCAUGCGUUUACUGAGCGUAUUAAUGUCCCGUUUGAAACACACUGCUAAGACUCAAACAGAGAAUUCAAAUUUCGUUUCUCAAACGGUAGCUACGAUACUUGGUAAAGCAGGAAUAAUCGACUAUUGUUUGACGUUGUUGAAAGCGUUAUUGGAGUAUUGGAAAACGACAUUGACUGAAGAAACAGGAACUGCCCUCGGCGGUCAGCUGCUCAAGGAACACUUUUCAACUUCUCCGCCGGAUAUGUCACCAUUCUUUUUGCGGCAGUACGUUAAAGGGCAUGCCGGUGACGUGUUCGAACCGUAUCCACAGUUACUGACGGAAAUAGUACUACGGUUGCCAUACCAAGUACACAAAUAUUCCGAAAGUGCAGCAGCCCAACCUGCUUUCGAACAACCGUGGUAUUUCUAUCUUUGCGAAUAUAUGAUGUCUUAUCAAACACCGGUCGUUAGACGUCACGUGCGCAAGUUACUUCUCUUCAUUUGUGGUAAUAAAGAAAAGUACAGACAGCUGCGCGAUUUACACGCUUUGAUCUCGCACGCUCAGUCGGUGCAACAGUGCUGCGCCACUGGCGGGUUUGAGCCCCAUCAAACGCGUCCACACUCCAUCAACCUACCGUAUGAUUCGUUGGUAGAAUUGAUCGAACAUUUAAAAUGCUGCGUCGAAAUUGCUACUAGCCGUACUGGAAAUUGGCAGCGGUUCUGCUUGAAGCAGAACACUGUGUUAUCCUAUUUGUUUACUAUAUCAACGCUUUUGGACGAAGGCGUCAGUCCUACGGUGCUACAGCUUUUACAAUGCGCUAUAUGUUCGAGCAAUAAGUCGAAGGAUACAAAGGAUACCAAAACCAAGGAAUCAAAAUCCGCAACUAUAGGAGCGACAAAGGAGAGACGAGAACGCGAAAAGUCCGAAGAUUCUGAUACGGAAGCCAAAUUCGAGGAAACUCAAUGCUUAGCGUUAGUUGAACAAAUUCAGAAACAAGUGUCGCCAAGCUUGUUGACAAAAUUCAUUCAAGCUUUCUUACUUGAAACCAACAACACCAAUGUCCGUUGGCAAGCACACUCUCUUGUACUGGCUAUUUACAAGAAUUGUGGCCCGGCUGAUCAAGAAGUUCUACUGGACUUGAUGUGGCGACUAUGGCCCCUGUUACCUGCUUACGGUCGAAAGGCUGCACAAUUCGUAGAUUUACUCGGUUACUUUUCUUUAAAGACACCUCACGCUGGUAAAAAGAUGCACUCUUACAUGGAACAAGCAGUCCUGGUAUUACGCGCGCAAAAUCAGUUGCUCGCGCGUCAUCCGAACGCUAAUCUGUAUGCGAAUCUCGCGCAAUUCGUCGAAUUGGACGGCUAUUAUUUAGAGAGCGAGCCUUGCUUGGUCUGCAGUAAUCCCGAAGUUCCGAUGUCGACGAUCAAGCUUUCUUCGAUCAAGGUUGAUUCCAAGUUUACGACGACCACGCAAAUCGUGAAAUUAGUUGGAAGUCAUACGAUCGGUCGAAUCACGCUGCGGAUAGGCGAUCUAAAGAAGACGAAAAUGGUGCGCACGAUCAAUAUAUAUUACAACAAUCGAUCGGUUCAGGCGGUGGUCGAAUUGAAAAACAGACCCGCCAUGUGGCACAAAGCGAAGAAGAUUACGCUGGCUCAAGGUCAAAUUGAGAUCAAAAUGGAGUUCCCCCUUCCGAUCGUCGCUUGCAAUCUGAUGAUCGAAUACGCGGAUUUCUACGAGAACAUUCAAGCGUCUUCCGAGACUCUGCAAUGUCCACGGUGUUCCGCGAGCGUGCCUGCGAAUCCAGGCGUUUGCGCCAAUUGCGGAGAAAACGUGUUCCAGUGUCACAAAUGUCGAGCGAUUAAUUACGACGAGAAAGAUCCGUUCCUCUGUCACGCAUGUGGCUUCUGUAAAUACGCGAAAUUCGACUACACGCUCACCGGAAGACCGUGUUGCGCCGUCGAUCCGAUUGAGAGCGACGACGAUCGAAAGAAAACGGUGGCAACGAUCAAUGCAUUGCUCGAGAAGGCUGACAGAGUGUACAAAACUCUUAUUUCGAACAAGCCAACGUUAGAGAUGUUACUGGUUCAAAUAUCGGAGCAUCGCGUGUUGGAGGACGGCACCGGUACCGCCGCCAUUCAAGUGUCGAGCGGAAGCACGCAAGUCAACAGAGCUAUACAACUCUUGGCUCAGAGAUACUGUGGCGAAUGUAAAACAUCUUUCGAAGAACUGAGCAAGAUUAUACAGAGAGUUUUAGCCUGUCGACGAGAGCUCGUGGCUUACGAUCGCCAACAGCGAGGUCAGACCGUCGCCGUCGGUUCUGCAUCAACGGACACAGCCACGCCUACCGUCGCCACGGAAGAAUCGUCGCAAGAGGCGACACAACCAAUCGAGAUCGUAGCUGCCGCGACACCGCAAACGGUUGGCCGUUGCUACGGCUGUGCAACCGCUGCUACGGAACACUGUCUGACUCUGCUACGCUCCCUUGCUACCAACCAAAUCGCCAAAGAAGUUCUGUGCAAACAGGGACUGAUUCAAGAACUGGUCGAACACAAUUUACGUAAAGGUACGGUACAGAUGCAGGAGGAGGUCAGACAGUUGCUCUGCCUUGUUACCAAAGACAAUUCGCAAUCUACCAAAGAACUUUGCUCUCUGUUGACUGGACGUAUCACUUUGACGCUUCGUGGACGCGUGCCCACGUCGGAUCUGUCUCUGGCAGUGCGUCACGAAAUGGCGCUGUUAGCCGCUCUCGUACAAAAGGAAGAUUCUUGCUGGGAACAAAAGCUACGAUGUGUCAUGAAGUUGUUCUUGAUGGCUUGCAAGGAAUCGAAAAGCCCUGUCGUUAUGGAGAACAUCAUUCUGCCGUGUCUAAAGAUACUGCAAGGUCUCGUGAAGCCGGAUCAACCGGUCUCUAAAAAGAACAAAGACAAAUCUAUCGAGACUCUGGCGACCGUGCAACCACCCGAAGGUAGUAUAACUAUCGAUGUAAACAAAUGGCUGAACGGAGAUCUCAAGCAUUCGUAUUCGGAAUGGAUUCGUCGUAUGCCGAGUAAGAAAAUCGAACCACCCGCUGGCGGCAAACCGCUGAAGAAGGAAGAGACUCGUGUACUCUAUCUAAUGGAGAAAUAUGGGCACAGAUGGCGCAAUCGAUGCGCGAGACAGCAAGGCAUUCAACCGUUGAAAUUGGCCGACGGUGCUUGGUUGAAGGAAGUUCUGUUCAAUCCAAGUUCGCGACUCGCGCGGCAGGUUGCUUGCAACAUGAUAGAGAGUCUUUGUCAAGGCACGGAACGCAAGAAGGAGGUACUGGUACUGCUCACGUGUUACUUAGAAGAAUUGCGCUCGGCCGGCGAGAGCAGCACCGAGUUCCUCACAUUGUACCAAAGUUUAAUCAGACAACCGCCUUGGAAACAAUUUUUAGCGGUGCAGGGCGUUAUGACCUUGCUCGCGGAUCUCUUGACCAGAGAGAUCGAAGAGCUCCAUCGUUUGGAGGAGACCACCUUGACCAGCGAUUUGGCGCAAGGUUACUCGCUGAAGAUGCUGACGGAACUAAUGGCGUCGUUCCUCGAGCAUGAGAACAUCAAGCAACAGUAUAAAGGUCGAUUGGUAGGAGCUGUCCUUAACGGUUAUCUUUCCCUCAGAAGGCUGGUCGUUCAACGAACCAGGCUCAUCGACGAUACUCAGGAGAAAUUGUUGGAACUUCUCGAGGAGAUGACCACAGGCACCGAAGAGGAGACCAAAGCGUUCAUGGCGAUCUGUGUCGAAACUGUACAGAAAUAUAGCCUCGAAGAUGUGCGCACGCCGGUGUUCAUCUUCGAAAGACUCUGCUCGAUCAUCUAUCCGGAGGAGAACGAUGUCGGGGAAUUCUUUCUGACCCUCGAGAAAGAUUCGCAGCAGGAAGAUUUCCUUCAAGGCAGAAUGGUGGGGAAUCCAUACAGCAGCUUGGAACCCGGAUUGGGACCAGUGAUGCGAGACGUUAAAAAUAAAAUUUGUCAGGACUGCGAAUUGGUCACGUUGUUGGAGGAUGACAACGGUAUGGAACUGUUGGUCAACAACAAGAUCAUCAGCCUCGAUCUGCCGGUGAAAGAAGUCUACAAGAAAAUCUGGGUGUUGGAAGGCGGAGAUUGCGACGCGAUGCGCGUAGUGUAUCGAGUACGAGGACUGCUUGGAGACGCGACAGAAGAGUUCGUCGAAAGCUUAAACGCAAGUACCGAGCAGGAAGUGAACAACGAAGAAGUCUACAAAAUGGCGAACGUUUUGGCGGAUUGCGGCGGCCUCCGAGUAAUGUUGAACAGAUUGGCCGCCAUACAGGACGUGAAUCGAGCUCGACCGCUCCUACAAGUUCUCCUUAAACUGUUCCGACUAUCGGUUAAAGUCAAAAAGAACCAAGAAGUCCUAAGUAAGCCCGAGUUAGGAGCGGUUACGGUGUUCCUCGACGUUCUGCAACGUUGUCUCGCGACCGAGUCGGAGAAUUCACAGGCACAAAUCACGGAACAGCUGUUGGACAUCAUAGAAACAAUUUUAACGCACGCAGCCUCGCAACCGUUGUUCAGUUUCGAAGCUUUCUCGCGUACCCUAGGUGGACCUGACCACGUAAAAGCGCUACUUUCUUGUACCCAAACCACGGCAGUCAGACAGAGCAACAACGUAUUGGCGCAUCUCGCUCGUGUACUGGCUGCGCUCACAUAUGGCAAUCAAGAGAAAAUGGCUCUUCUCUGCGAUUACUUUAAACCUGUACUAAAUUUUUAUAAAUUCGACUUCGAGCACACAACGGAGGACGAGCAGAAGCUCGAAUUGUUUUGCAUUCUCACACAAGCCAUCGAACGUAACGCCAUUGGAAAUACCUUAAAAGAUUAUAUCAUAAGUAUGGGAAUUGUAAAAGACGCUUUCGAAUAUAUAACAGUGCACGCGCCUUGCGUAAAACCCACGUUGUUGCGAACGGAUAGCGACGAGUUGAAGGACUUUAUAUCCAAGCCUGCGCUCAAAUACAUUCUGCGAUUUCUUACUGGCCUAGCAACCGAUCACGAGCCGACUCAGCUGACAGUGUCGCAAGUUACCAUCAGUAUAAUACACAGACUGGAACAAGUAUCUUCGGACGAGCAUGUCGGUUCGUUGGCAGAGAAUUUGUUGGAGGCGUUAUGUACAAACAAACGCGUGGCCGAGUUGAUCGACGAGGCUCGACAGCACACGCGCAGCGAGAAGAAACGCUUGGCAAUGGCGAUGCGAGAAAGACAGCUCGGCGCGUUAGGCAUGCAGACGAACGACAAGGGCCAGGUGAUGGCCAGUGGAACGAUCCUUCAACAAAUGGAAGAUCUGGGUGAUGAGACGGGACUGGUCUGCGUUAUCUGCCGCGAAGGAUACAAAUUUAAACCAAACAUGGUUUUGGGCAUUUACACAUUCACGAAACGCUGCAACGUAGAAGAAUUUGAAACGAAGCAAAGAAAAACAGUAGGCUACACGACUGUUACACAUUUCAACGUUGUUCACGUCGAUUGCCAUAUGUCGGCUAUAAUAUUAGCACGAGCCAGGGACGAAUGGGAGAGCGCAGCGUUGCAAAAUGCAAACACCAAAUGCAACGGGCUCUUGCCUUUGUGGGGUCCUCAAGUUCCAGAGUCUGCUUUCGCCAGUUGCUUAGCGAGACACAAUACCUAUUUGCAAGAGUGUACCAGUCAUCGCGACAUAUCUUACGCUUCGACUGUUCACGACUUGAAAUUGUUAUUAUUACGAUUUGCUCAGGAAAAAAGUUUUCACGAAGAUACGGGGGGAGGAGGACCUCAAUCGAAUAUGCACAUGGUUCCUUAUCUGAUUCACAUGGCCCUUUACGUAAUCAAUACCACGCGAUCGGCCACGCGAGAAGACAAAGCGCUGACCGGAUUUUUGCGAACACCUCCCGGUCCCAAUUGGCUCGAAAGUUGUUACGACGCCGAAGGACCGUUUUAUCAAUGCACCAUUUCUCUUCUGCUUCUUACGCCGGCCCGCUGGAACAUGAACAGGCUCGCUCUUUUGAACAGAUUAAUCGUUCUUGCUCACCAACGAUACGUCUCGCCUUCAGCCGCCACGAAGACAAUUGUCGACAUUACCGUCAAGGAUUAUGCGAUAUACAAAAGCGCCUUAAUCUUCUUUGGACUAGUUAACUGUAUUUAUGCUAAUUUUUUCAAGAAAGUGAACGUAUUGUCGGAUGAUCAGUGGCCUUCGGUUUUGGCCGAAUACAUUAGGCACAACGACGAAGCCAUGCUGAAAGCCUCGGAACGUGUGCUUGCUACUUAUCGCGACGAAUUGUUACUCUGUACGUCUUUCGAAGAAUUCUGUGACGUCAUCGACUUGGAGGAAAUAGUGAAUCCUUCCACGUAUAUAAAUGAGAUUCUGCGAGGUCUCGGUUAGAGAAAAAAAAAAGUGGCAGGAGGUGCAGUUGCGGUAUUAUUGACGGAUGACUGAUGCCCUGGUGAAGGUCCAAGUGGUACCAUUUUCGGAUGAGUUUCGAUCACAAUAUAUCAACGAUUUACGGAAUAUUAACCGAU
This is a messenger RNA of Colletes gigas, 16779 nucleotides long. RefSeq names its product protein purity of essence (gene poe). Lineage: Eukaryota; Metazoa; Arthropoda; Insecta; Hymenoptera; Colletidae. The record is from RefSeq and is a predicted model, not a curated record. Gene Ontology annotation, molecular function: zinc ion binding; protein binding. The transcript is spliced from 45 exons. Bases 416 to 16642 code for a protein of 5408 amino acids.